UUGUCCUACCUCAACACAAAUCGGCACUCACUUAAUUUGAGUGCUCGUGGCAAAACGAAAAACACGAAAAACAAAAACCAAAAACAAUAACUGAAGUCUAGCAACAGCAGCAACGCCAAGUCUCACAUCAAAAACCACAACCCGUAUUGCAUAACUUUUCAUUCAAGUUGUGCACUUAUUGUUGUUAGUGUUUUUGUUUUUGUUUUUUCCUUGUGCUCACUUGCGUCCACUUGAAUUUUUCACCCAUGCGAUAAUUGUGUCACAUUAACCUAAUUCUUGGCUUUCUUUGCAACGCACAACUGACUGUUUUGUUUUUGUUUCGCUUUUGCAUUGUGUUUGGUCGAGUGUUUUAUUUUUCGUUUGUUUUGUGGUCGAUUAAUUUGCUUAUUUAUUGGCAUUUACGAGUAUUACGUUUCAACCACUUUGUUUGUUAUUGAUCUAUUGCUUGAUUGUUGUUGACCGGCAUUGCUUUGCUAUCAUUUGAAUUGCGCGCGUGGGUAAAUAGUAACAACAACAACAACAACAAUGUAUAAAACAUCGGCGAUAUUCUUGAUCCUGUUCGGAUAUUUACUCAUCACAGACUGUAGUGAAACUACACGCACAAAGCGCGCCAAGCGACCGCGUGCACCUGAACCAGUCAACUUUGAACCAGAACCACAACAAGAUUUGGAGAAUGAGGAGAGUGGUAGCCAAGAAAAGGAUAUACCCGAAAUACCAACAAAUUUUCUGAGCCCAUCUGUGCGAGAAUAUCUCGAAUUGGGCAAAUCAAUACCGGGACGUCCUGGCGUCGACUACCCCAUACUAUCCGCCAUUCCCUACACGAAUUUCUACUGUGAUGAACAAGCGUAUCCGGGCUUUUUCGCCGACAUGGAAACAAGAUGUCAAGGCUGGCAUUACUGCGACAUCGAUGGUCGACAAGCCUCCUUCCUCUGCCCAAAUGGCACACAAUUUUCCCAGGCAGUCUUCGUAUGCGAUUGGUGGUUCAAUGUGCGUUGCGAUCUCUCGCCGCGUCUAUACGCCAUCAAUGCACGCCUCUAUCAGCGCCCCAAGGUGAAUCCAACACGUCCGCAUCGUAUCAUUACAAAAGAGCUGGUCGAUGAUAUUUUCAAUUGAAGGGGCGCAUGUGAGGCGAGAAUGUGUGGACUGGCAGGCAGACGAGCCGUAGAGGGCAGAGAAGUGAUGAAAGAGGAUUUCAAGGGGUAGGAACGUCAAAGCGAGAGUGGAGCAGAAUUCGUAUAAACUAUUUGUGGGCUAUGAGGGUUAUUUAAAUGAUUCAACUUGAUUUCGUGUGUAUUUUGAAAUUAAAAAAGAAAAUAUGCAAUAAAACACGCAAAAUAGUAUUA
Messenger RNA from Anastrepha obliqua, 1343 nucleotides. RefSeq lists its product as uncharacterized. Gene Ontology annotation, cellular component: extracellular region. The record is from RefSeq and is a predicted model, not a curated record. Bases 526 to 1113 code for a protein of 195 amino acids. The transcript is spliced from 4 exons. Gene Ontology annotation, molecular function: chitin binding. Lineage: Eukaryota; Metazoa; Arthropoda; Insecta; Diptera; Tephritidae.